AUGUAAGCAGUAAUAAAAAUCUCUUGCCUGCCUGUAAAUCUGAAAUCACAUUUUCUAUAAAAUCCGUAAAUAAUCUUUAAACCGCUGUUUUUCAAGGAUAUAAAUAGUAAUUGAUUCUAAAAAUAUUUUUUAAACAUAAAAUAUAUGUUGUAUAAAUGAAAAAAUGUAGUGCAACAUAACCUCAAAAACGUGAAACUCAUAUAUAGUGGUGUAAGUUAAUAAAGAAUUAUGUCAAUGGUUUAUAUAAAAAUUGUGUUUAAUAUAAAUUAGAAAAUGUUGAGGAUAUUAUUAAUAGAGAAAAAAACAAAUUGACGAAAUGAGGAAAAUUGAAAAAGUUUUUUGUUUUGAGAGUUCUAAAACUCGAAAUUGGACUUGAGAUGCGGAUUUCUUUUGACGUUUUUGCCUAUUAUAUAUGUGAUUAUAAUCUAAAAAGUAAUUAAAAAGUAAUCAACAAAAUGUGGAUGAGUCUAAUUUUUCAAGAUGACAUUUUUCAAGUCAUUAUGUGUUGAUUUAACAAUAGUUUGAGCCUGUCUAGUGCUUCAAUGGCUUGUGUGUCUCGAAGAAGGUGAUCAACGUUGAAAUGGCAAUAUCUAGCUGGAUGAUAUGGGGUAGAAGCCUUCGUAGUAGUAGACCUCAUCGAAGUCGACAGGAUAACGAAGACCGCUGUGUGAAACUCGAUCUGUCAAAAGGUUUGAAUGAAAAUAUUAAAGAGGCUUUAAGUAAUCUCUGUCAACGGCAAGGAGUUUCGACUGGUAAAAAGCUCGCCUAUUUAAAUGCAUUCGUGAAGCUCAUUAGGGAAAAUGACGCCAACGAUAUUGGAUAUUCUGUUGAACAACUAUUUUGUUGUUUGCGUGUGGGACUUAUUCAUGAAGUUACACAGGUGCGUGCAGCGGCAUUGCGUGCUGUUCGUUAUAUGCUUAAAAAAGAGCAAGAUGUUGUGUCGAUCAACAAGCUGCAGUAUCCUUAUUUCUUGGCACGUAGUAUGGACAUCAAUCUUCGCACUGAAAUGGAAAGAAUACAAGCUUUACGUUUAGUACGAAGAAUAUUGGUACUUGCUCCAAGAUAUUUUAGUCCUGCUUUAGCAAGAUCACUGAUAAGUCUAACUAAUGGUGGUAUCGAUGAAAAGGAUCGUGGCUUUCAUGCCUUUUUCUCAACACUCUGUGAAUUAGGUGUUCUUAAUUCAAAUUUAUUGAUAAAUUGCGGUGGUAUAUCAACAUUGGCACGUGCCGCAAUGAAUGGUCAAAGUCCAUCAAUUAUUGAAUCGGCAGUUGGUGUUCUUCUUCGAUUAUUAUCAAGACCGGAGACAAGAAAUCAUGUUUCACUAUUUUGUCUGGCAACACCGUAUUGUGAAUUACAUUCACCAGGUUUGGAGCGACCAAGUGAAGAUCGACAACAAAAAUUUACUGCCAGUAAACAUGCACUUUUAAGUGUACUACGAUCAUUUUCGGGCGUUAUUCAUUUUUGUAAUCCAAAUCAUACAUCGGGAUUGAAAUCAAUUGUUAAUAUACUUUAUGUGGAACAACAGGAUGUUAGAGGAGCGGUUCUUGAACUUUUCUAUGAAUUAUUGGGAAUACCAUUGCCAUUGUGGACAGAUGAACCGGAUGUUGCACUAUCGGCCGUUGAUCCAAAUCGAGUACGUGAGACAUGGAAAUUAUCCGAAGGUUUCAUUGCCGCUGAGGGAAAAACAAUACUUCCUUCAUUAAUGUCACGAAGUCCAAAUAUCACUGAAAUGCAUCUUGCACUAUUGGUCUAUGUACUUUUGGAAUGUGGUCUACAUAAAGCAUUGGCCGAGGCUAUUGUCACAUCGGAUACAUUUAUUUGUGUACGUGCUGCAAUUCUUCUUGGUGGACUUUUACAUUUAUCACAUUCACUACUUCCACCUGAGGUUUGUGAUCUUACGCCACCAUUGCCUAAUUUGGUGAUUCAUGCAAGUCGCGGUAAACAUCAAGCAUUGGCAGCUGUGACAAUACUUGGACGAAUGCAUUCAAUGAUGCGUGAACGACCAUCGCCAACGAGUCUUUUUCUCGAUCGAAUGAUACAAGGGGGAAAUUGGUUGAGAUCAACAAUACCAAAAACUGAUCUUCCAGUGACGCCGAAAAAUUGGCUUAGACGUGAAACAUCAUCAGCUGUACUUUUAAAAAAAUCACAAGUUCUCACACAACGCGAUGUACUUUCUUGGAAUUGGCCAAUUAUUCGUGCAAUUUUACAUUCACGUGAGGAUUAUUUUAAACUUCUUCAUGAUUCAGAUCAUCGAUUAUUUAUCAAGAAAUUGAUACGUUACUUUAAGCCAUCGUCAAAUCAAUUUAGUCGUGUUGAAUUGGGAAGAACGGCAACACUUGCACGUGAAUCAACAUUAGCUGGUAGUCAUUUAAUUAUUUGUCUAUUGGAAAUACCCGAGCCGGAUAGUACACGUUUUUUAAAUGAAUUGGUAGCUGAUAUUGCUAAUGAAAUUAGUGCAAUUCGUACAGUACAAUCGGCACAUGAUUGUUUAUUUUCACCACGUCAUAUGUCAACGACAUGUUGUCAAAAAUAUUUUCUCUUUCUUGGUCAAAUGAGUCAUUCAGCGAAAGGUACAGUGAUUCUUAAGAGUUUUAAUUUAUUGCAAAAAUUACAAGAUCUUGCAAUAACAACAAAUCAUGAUUGUUAUGUGAAAUUAAUAAUGUCAAGUUUAGAUUAUACUGGCAAUGGUGUUAAUCGAAAAGUAAUGAACAAAAUAAUAUCUGAAUCUUCAUUAGAGAGUACAAGACUUUAUGCAACACAAUUUUUACGAUGUAUAUUGAGGGCAAAAAUGAAGGAUGCUUUUCAAUGGGCAAUUACAAUUUUAUCGGAGAGAUUGUCUGAUUCAAGUAAAGCUGUUGCAUCGGCAGCUCUUGAUAUUCUUCAUGAAGCAUGCGAGGAACCACAAUAUUUGGAAGUUUUUUUUCAACAAAAUAAAGAUUGGGAUAAAAUAUUAUUGAAUUUGGGUGAUCGUGGUUAUUUAUUGAAAAUAAGACUCUAUUCUUUAAAAUCAGGUUUUGCGAGUCUCAGUUCACCGGCUGAGGAAUUGGAGAAAUGGAUGAAGAAUGGAGGAUUUGCUGAACGUUACGUUGGUUUAAUUGAAGGUGAAAUUCAUGAUUGUUUAACACGUAGACAACGUGCUGAAAAUGGUAGUUAUAUGCGAAGAAAUACUAAUAUUCCAAUUUCACCACGUGAUGUUUUUAUACCACCACAUUUAAUUGGUCAAUUAGUGCAACAUGAAUUGGGAUUACAAUUGUUAAUGAGACGUAAUGUUUUACAAAGAUUCGCUCGAGUUGUACAGAGAUUUCGCUAUGAAUUUGGAAUGUGUGAACAGGAAGUGAAUUUGAAAAAUAUAAUGAAAGGAAGUCGUUCAAUAAUUGAAGAUUCUUAUUUGGUAUCAGAAGAAUCGGGAACCGAUGAGGCUGCCGAAUCAACACGUUUGGAAACGAUUAUUGAUUCGGAAGUGAUGGAAUUGUCAGAGAGUCAUCAACCACCGCAAAAAGCUGAUUCUCUUGUUGAAAUAAGAAGGAAAUUAAGUUUAGAUGAAUCGAGACGCACAACACCGGAGAGAAGUUGGAAGGGUGGUGAAUCGGAAAUACGUGAUGAAAAUUUAGUUUCUUUUGAAGGGAGAUUAUUGAGAGUGAAAGCGGCACUUUGGGUAUUGGGCCAUGCUGGAACAUCGGCCGAGGGAAUGGAGCAAUUGAAAAAUUUGGGAAUUAUUGAAAUGUUGACAUUAAUGGCAGAAACAUGUCCUUAUUAUGUGGUGCGUGCAACGGCAAUGUAUUCAUUGAGUUUGGUUAGUACAAAUCGUGCUGGCGCGGAUGUACUUACAACAUUGAAUUGGCCAUGCGUGAGAUUUAAAAGAGGUGAAGAAUGGCCUGUUGUGCAACCAAGUGUUCCCUGUCAAUCACCUAGUCCACCACCUGUUCAACGACAUCAUCGAAGUCUCAGCGAUGGUAAACCCGAAUUUCCCGAACCAGUUAUUCGAAGAACGAGAAAUCGAUCAGAGAGCGCGGCUACUGAAUUGGAAGUUCGACGACUCAUUCUUCCAGAAAGAGGCGAGACUCCGAGUCCAGUAUCCAGUGUUCAGAGAUUAAGUCAACAAGAUGCUGAGGGUUAUGCUCGACUUCGUACUAUUCAACGAUAUCGUAGGCCGAGUUUUUCUCAAAGCAGUUUAGAGAUGUAUAGUUCAGAUGGUAGACUUUCAUUGCAGAGUUUGUCUGAAUUUGAAUUUUCACGAAGUUGGAUUGCUGAAAGUAUUUUGUCAUCAACACCACCACCACCGACACUGCCACCACCGACUGAUAAUGAUAAAUCAUCAUACAUGGGUAUUUGCCUUCCGAGGAAACUUACGACAAUGUUUCCCAUUCCCAGUAGAUCAUCUUUAAAGGGUAAUAAAAUGGAAGAAAAAUCAAAAAUUGAUUCAUGUGGCGCCGAUGAGGAAUCAGGUUCGGAAUAUGAUGUCACCGGUGAUCAUAAUCGUGUGUGCCUAAUUUGUUACACUGGAACAAAUAAUAUUAAAGAUACUGAUACGGAAUCAAAAAUCACAAGGGAUAUAUUUAAACACGUGCAGCGUCUUGCAAAUCCUGUAUUAUAUAAGCAUAGUAAACAAACAUUGUUAACAUUGCGUCAGAGGUAUCCAGAGAAAUUUCAAAAUGUUUGUAUAUUUUCCGAGGUUUCUGCUCGCUUAGGAAGUAAUACUUACAGAAUACCGGCUCGUCGAUUUUUGCAAGAAUUAUUUUUAGAUUCUUCAUUUGAUGCGCUGUAUAAAGAGCCAGCGGAGAUAUUGAGUAUUACGUUAGAUAUUGAAGAGAAAUCAGUUCCUACUUCGCCUUCGGAUAAUUCACGUCCAUCGGUAAAGCCUUCAGAGACUAAAAUUAAUGGUAGAGUGACACCGUUGUGUCUUCAAAAUGAUCCAUUGACUGCGGUGCAGGAAGAGGCAACUGGACAGCCUCGAAUUGUUUAUCCACAAAUUAAAAAAGAAACGUCACUUAUCACCGAGGAGAGAUUGAGUGAUGAGAAAAUCAUUGCUGAAAUUCUUAAACCAGAAGAAAGGAUACGAGUGGCAAAGAGUUCCGAUAAAAUUUUAAAGGUAACAGGUACAAAUACUGCCAUAAACCUUGAAUAGUACUUCUUGAUAUUUCAGCAUCUGUACAUAUUUUUAUAUUAAACGAAAAAAAAAAAUCAAUUUCGCCGUACAAAAAAUAAAAUAAAAUAAAACGGGAACUGCCACAAUGACA
This is a messenger RNA of Leptopilina boulardi, 5237 nucleotides long. It is a transcript of the gene rictor, whose product is annotated as rapamycin-insensitive companion of mTOR. Gene Ontology annotation, molecular function: protein serine/threonine kinase activator activity. Gene Ontology annotation, biological process: TORC2 signaling; positive regulation of phosphatidylinositol 3-kinase/protein kinase B signal transduction. NCBI's taxonomy places the organism in Eukaryota, Metazoa, Arthropoda, Insecta, Hymenoptera, Figitidae. Bases 581 to 5125 code for a protein of 1514 amino acids. Gene Ontology annotation, cellular component: TORC2 complex. The record is from RefSeq and is a predicted model, not a curated record. The transcript is spliced from 9 exons.